This is a messenger RNA of Alternaria novae-zelandiae, 1248 nucleotides long. RefSeq lists its product as uncharacterized. The coding region runs from base 1 to 1248 and encodes 415 amino acids. The transcript has 2 exons. The record is from RefSeq and is a predicted model, not a curated record. NCBI's taxonomy places the organism in Eukaryota, Fungi, Ascomycota, Dothideomycetes, Pleosporales, Pleosporaceae.
AUGUCCGAAUCCGAACGCGAUACCACAGUCUACGAUCUGCAGUCCGGCGCUCUUGCCUAUCUCGACGUGCAAAGAUUCGCCUCCGACUUCAUCGAACUUUUCCCGUCUUCCCAAGUCGCAUUGUCUUACUUCCAGCAACUCUCAGGCAUUGAGGUAAUAGACUCUUUCGCUGUAUCACUGAUCUGGAUCUCCAGGUUAGAGCAAGAUUGCGUACGCAUCCUUGAACAAGAAGGUUGUACCCUUGAUGUCACCGAAGUGAUUGGCUCCCGUCUUCCACCAACUAUAAGGGAGCAGGUGGCCGGCCGAGCCAAGAACUCCAUUGUCGCUCACUUCUCCGAGACCACUGGAGGGCUGAAGAUAGUGCGCGUCGGCACUCUGAUACUCACUGAAAGGCGCCGAGACGGAGCACUCGACGAGCUCGCUGGCUACGCAAAAGAAGCUGCAAAGGCACAAUGGCAAAGUCUACACGACGAUCCAACCCUAGUGGAAGACGUGAAAUUCACUCGAGACAAGAUCAAAGACAUGAUUCCUCCCACAGGCCUUGUUCAGCGCCUUCUCCUCCAACAAAAACCAGUUGAGAAGUUAUUAGAAGAGCGCUUCUGGUUCCACGUGUCCUCGUUCGAAACACUGAAUGAAGAGGAGUUUGCCAUGUACUGGACAGAUCGCAUGCUCACCCGAUAUCGGAUAUACAGCGCCGGUUUAGUUUCAGUCAUGGACCAAAAGGUGCACAGCCAGCUUGCUCAGGUCUUUGCAACUUACGCACACAAGGACCUUAUACCCGAUACUAUUGCCAAAGCACGAGCGCAGGGUCUAGUCCUCAGCCGCAAAACAAGAAAGAAUGUUACCAAGUUCUCGAGUGUGCUGGAGUCCACGACGCCUCUGGAUAAUACAUCACUAUCUUCAGCUUUGGAGAAAUUCAACAAAAAACAAGGUAUCAACCAUCCAUCUACAGAUUCGCUGGCUGCUGCCAAGCAAUCGAUGCUCGACGACAUGCUUCGCCGAAUCAAGAAACAAAAAGCUUCCGACGGCCCCGUACUCUUCUUAACGCUAGUUAUCUUGCUCUUCGCAAAGCAGUACGAUGGUGUCGUAUAUGCAACGGGAAAGUUCACACCAAAGCUGUUGAAGUUAUUGAAAGGCAAGCUGGAGUAUGAGCAGUAUGAGCAGCUUGAGAGAUGGAAGGAAGCUGCCAAGGCCAAUACCUUGAGCGCGGAGGAUAGGGAGGGUAUGGCCAGGAUGGCAGCGACGUGA